CUCAGGCCUGGUCCUUUCUCCCGGAGAUGCAAACUUGGGACUCAGCAAUGAUCACCAGGACCCGGACCCCUGAGGAACAGGAAUCAGUGACCUUCAAGGACGUGGCCGUGGACUUCACCCUGGAGGAAUGGGGCCAGCUAGGCCCUGGCCAGAGGGAGCUGUAUCGGGAAGUCAUGCUGGAGAACUACCAGAACCUUCUCUCACUAGGACUUCCUGGGUCCAAACCCGACGUGAUCUCCCGCCUGGAGCGAGGUGAAGAGCCCAGGAUGGAGGAGAGAGACCAGACAAGAACUCACACGGGAGAGAAGCCCUACCAGUGCAAGGAUUGUGGGAAGGCGUUCAGCAACAGCUCGUAUUUCAUUCAGCACCACAUCAUCCACACCGGAGAGAAGCCCUACACGUGCAACGAAUGCGGCAAGACCUUCACUCAGAGCUCGUCGCUGACAGAGCAUCAGAGGAUCCACACUGGAGAGAAACCCUACCAAUGCAAGGAAUGUGGAAAGGCCUUCACCCAGAGCUCCUCCCUCAUUAAACACCAGCGAUGUCAUACUGGGGAGAAGCCCUAUAAAUGCGACCAGUGUGGGAAGUUUUACUCUCAGGUGUCCCACCUCACCCGCCACCAGAAAAUCCACACAGGGGAGAAGCCCUACAAAUGCGGUGAUUGUGGCAAGGCCUUCUGUCACACCUCCUCCCUCACCCAGCACCAGACGAUCCACACCGGAGAGAAACCCUACAAAUGUAACGAGUGUGGGAAAACCUUCAGCCACAGCUCAUCCCUGACCCAGCAUCAGCGGGUGCACACAGGAGAAAAACCCUACGAGUGUUCUGAGUGUGGCAAAGCCUUCAGCCACAGUUCGUCCCUGACUCAGCAUCAGAGGAUUCACACUGGCGAGAAGCCCUACGAGUGCAAUGAGUGUGGGAAGGCUUACACGCAGAUCUCCCACCUCAUGAGGCACCAGAGCAUUCACAUGGGGGAAAAACCCUAUAUAUGUAAUGAGUGUGGGAAGGCUUUCAGUCACACCUCAUCCUUUACUCAACACCAGACGAUUCACACUGGUGAGAAGCCCUACAAAUGUAACGAAUGUGGGAAAACCUUCAGCCAGAACUCUUCGCUGACACGCCAUCAGAGGAUUCACACUGGGGAGAAGCCCUACGAGUGUACUGUUUGCGGGAAAGCCUAUGCCCAGAUUUCCCACCUCAUUCAGCACCAGAGGAUUCACACCGGAGAGAAACCCUAUGAGUGCAGUGAGUGUGGGAAAGCUUUCAGUCGGAGCACGCACCUUAUUGAGCACCAGAAAAUCCACACAGGCGAGAAACCCUAUAAGUGUAAGGAGUGUGGGAAGACAUUCAGUCACAACUCAUCCCUUACUCAGCAUCAGAGGAUUCACACUGGUGAGAAACCCUACGCCUGCCAGGAAUGCGGGAAAGCCUUCAGUCAGAGCAUCCACCUUAUUCAGCAUCAGAGGAUUCAUACAGGAGAGAAGCCCUACAAAUGUAACGACUGUGGGAAAACCUAUACCCAGAUCUCACACCUCAUUCAACACCAGAAAGUUCACACGGGUGGCAGACACUAUGCGUGUAAAGAAUGUGGAGAGGAUUUCAGCUGGAGUUCACACCUGGCUGAACAUCAGAAACUUCACACCAUGCACAGCACCUAUAUCUGCAGUGAUUUCGAGAAGGCCUUUGCUUGGAGGACACAGCUUGCUGAUCAUCAGAGAACUCAUGCUGAUUAG
Molecule: messenger RNA, 1733 nt
Organism: Molossus molossus (Pallas's mastiff bat)
Lineage: Eukaryota; Metazoa; Chordata; Mammalia; Chiroptera; Molossidae
Product: zinc finger protein 883-like
Exons: 4
Coding region: 27-1733 (568 amino acids)
Biological process (GO): regulation of transcription by RNA polymerase II
Cellular component (GO): nucleus
Molecular function (GO): DNA-binding transcription activator activity, RNA polymerase II-specific; RNA polymerase II cis-regulatory region sequence-specific DNA binding
Source: RefSeq, a predicted model, not a curated record